GAAAAAAAAAUAAAAAAAAAUAAAAAUAGAUUCAUCAGAAAAUAAAAGAAAAGAAACGAGCGAAAAGAGAAACGCCAGUCAUUCAUCUCCUUUCCUUGAAGGUUGAAUUGUCGUUGCCGUCUCCGUCCGUUCACCGCACCGUACGCCGUCCUCCGUCACUGCCGCCCCUGCCCGGGAACUUCGAGACUUGAUACUCUGCUGUUUCAAUCAUCACAAAAUGUUUUUUGAUGGAUAUGGAUAUCAUGGGACAUCGUUUGAGCAGACGUAUCGAUGUUACCCUGCUUCUUUUAUUGAAAAGCCCCAACUUGAAAGUGGUGACAAAAUUAUAAUGCCUCCAUCAGCCCUUGAUCGUCUAGCAUCUCUGCAUAUUGAUUAUCCGAUGUUGUUCGAACUUCGUAAUGAUGCUGCUGAGCGGGUUUCUCAUUGUGGUGUUCUGGAGUUCAUUGCAGAGGAAGGCAUGAUAUACAUGCCAUACUGGAUGAUGGAGAACAUGCUUUUACAAGAGGGGGACAUUGUAAGAGUGAAAAAUGUGACACUUCCAAAGGGAACAUAUGUUAAGUUACAGCCUCACACUAAAGACUUCUUGGAUAUUUCCAAUCCAAAGGCUAUCUUAGAAACUACGCUGAGGAAUUUUUCCUGCCUGACUACUGGAGAUAGCAUUAUGGUGGCUUACAAUAACAAAAAAUAUUAUAUUGAUAUUAUUGAAAGCAAGCCUGCCAAUGCUAUAAGCAUCAUUGAGACUGAUUGUGAAGUGGACUUCGCCCCUCCCUUAGAUUACAAGGAACCUGAAAAGCCCAUUGCUGCACGUUCUGCUGGAAAGGCACCAGAAGCUGAUAAAGAAACCCCUGCUGAAGAACCCAAGUUCAACCCAUUUACUGGAUCUGGGAGACGCUUGGACGGAAAGCCUUUGAGUUAUCAGCCUCCACCAGUUACUUCCUCUGGCUCCAAGGACAAGAGUCCUGCUGCUCCAAAUGUGAAUUCACAGUCUUCCACAGCUUCUAGUUCACAAAGUAAUGCUCCUCAAACUCAGGGCAAGCUUGUGUUUGGAUCAAAUCCAAACCGCAGUAAAGAAACCGGAAAGGCAACUGAGGCAAAAGCAAAACAAGAACCCCCCAAAGAGAAAGAAGAUAAAUUUCAGCCUUUCACCGGGAAGAAGUAUUCUUUAAGAGGUUGAUUAAUAUAUUAACUUAAAACACUUUUGGCCUGUACAUGGAUCCAAGUCUAUUGCAAAACCUGUAUCUUUUUUGCUUUUUGUAUUAUAAGCAAAAGACAGACCAAACCUGUAGACGCCACAAAAAAUAACUAGAUGUUUACCUUAAAUUAUUAUUACUUGUCAAUGACUACAUAUUCUUCUCUGGCGCUAAA
Messenger RNA from Trifolium pratense (red clover), 1365 nucleotides. Its product is annotated as ubiquitin fusion degradation protein 1 homolog. Lineage: Eukaryota; Viridiplantae; Streptophyta; Magnoliopsida; Fabales; Fabaceae. The transcript has 10 exons. Gene Ontology annotation, cellular component: VCP-NPL4-UFD1 AAA ATPase complex. Bases 218 to 1174 code for a protein of 318 amino acids. The record is from RefSeq and is a predicted model, not a curated record. Gene Ontology annotation, molecular function: polyubiquitin modification-dependent protein binding.